Manis pentadactyla (Chinese pangolin) is the source of this 1997-nucleotide messenger RNA. It is a transcript of the gene TBC1D10A, whose product is annotated as TBC1 domain family member 10A. The record is from RefSeq and is a predicted model, not a curated record. The coding region runs from base 84 to 1619 and encodes 511 amino acids. NCBI's taxonomy places the organism in Eukaryota, Metazoa, Chordata, Mammalia, Pholidota, Manidae. The transcript has 9 exons.
GGGGCAUCGGUGGCGUCGGCGGUGGCCCGGCGGCUGAGGUGGCGGAGGUGGCCGCUCAGGCUGAGGCGGCGGGCGCGGCAGGGAUGGCGAGGAGCCUCGGAGAGAACGGGCCGCGCACGCCCGCGGCCGAGGAGGGCUUGUCGGAGACCCGGGAGAGCCUGGCUCCGGGCCCCGACGCCACAGCCGCCGACGAGCUCAGCUCUCUCGGCUCCGACUCAGAGGCCAACGGCUUCGCUGAGCGCCGCAUCGACAAGUUUGGCUUCAUCGUGGGCUCGCAGGGCGCCGAGGGCGCGCUGGAGGAAGUCCCUCUGGAGGUGCUGAGGCAGAGGGAGUCCAAGUGGCUGGACAUGCUCAACAACUGGGACAAAUGGAUGGCCAAGAAGCACAAAAAGAUUCGUCUGCGGUGCCAGAAAGGCAUCCCGCCUUCUCUGCGGGGCCGUGCUUGGCAGUACCUGUCGGGAGGCAAGGUGAAGCUCCAGCAGAACCCUGGAAAGUUUGACGAGCUGGACAUGUCCCCUGGAGACCCUAAAUGGCUGGAUGUGAUUGAGCGUGACCUGCACCGGCAGUUCCCUUUCCAUGAGAUGUUUGUGUCCCGGGGGGGCCACGGCCAGCAGGACCUGCUCCGUGUGCUGAAGGCCUACACUCUGUACCGGCCUGAGGAAGGCUACUGCCAGGCCCAGGCGCCUGUGGCUGCCGUCCUGCUCAUGCACAUGCCUGCUGAGCAAGCCUUCUGGUGCUUGGUGCAGAUCUGUGAGAAGUACCUGCCUGGCUACUACAGUGAGAAACUGGAGGCAAUCCAGCUGGACGGGGAGAUCCUCUUCUCGCUGCUGCAGAAGGUGUCGCCUGUCGCCCACAAACACCUCAGCCGGCAGAAGAUUGACCCACUACUGUACAUGACAGAGUGGUUCAUGUGUGCCUUCGCCCGAACCCUACCCUGGAGCUCGGUGCUGCGUGUCUGGGACAUGUUCUUCUGUGAAGGCGUCAAGAUCAUCUUCCGGGUGGGGCUGGUGCUGCUGAAGCACGCACUGGGCUCCCCCGAGAAGCUCAAAGCCUGCCAGGGCCAGUACGAGACUAUCGAGCGCCUGCGGAGCCUCAGCCCCAAGGUCAUGCAGGAGGCCUUCCUGGUCCAGGAGGUGGUGGAGUUGCCAGUGACAGAGCGCCAGAUUGAGCGUGAGCACCUCCUCCAGCUGCGGCGCUGGCAGGAGACCCGGGGUGAGCUGCAGUGCUGCUCCCCGCCCAGGUUGCAUGGUGCCAAGGCCAUCCUGGAAGCAGAGCCAGGCCCUCGGCCCACCCUGCAACCCUCCCCAUCAGUCCGCCUGCCCCCUGAUGCCCGCCUCCCCGGCUCCAAAGGCAAGCUCAAGCUGCCCAAGCAGAUUCAGAAAGAGCAGAAGGAGCAGCAGAAACAGGCGAAGGAGAGAGGGCAGCUGGACAAGCCUCCAACCCCAAAUCAAGCCAACAUGGCAACUGCUGCAGGAGAUGCUUGUGCCCCACAGGACAUGCCCCCAAAGGAUCUAGCCCCCGAGGAUCCAGCCCCCCAGGACUCAGCUACCCAGGACUCAGCCCACCGCUGCUCCCAGGAGAGUCUGACGUCCCAGGAGAGUGAGGACACCUACUUGUAACUCCAGCAGCUCAUGCUUCUGGGACAGGGUCUCCACCCAGCAGCUACACGGUUCAUGGACUGAUGCUCCAGGACCUGCCCACCCUUGAUGAGUUCACUGCUGCCUGGGUGCUGGGGGGUAGAGAGUCUGGCUGGCCCAGCACAGAUUCUGCCUGAGCCUCCUUAUUUAUUUUCUCCAGAGUGGAGGUCGGGCUAGCCCAGCUGGGACAGGCAGAAGUGAGGGCCAAUGAGCAGGGCCUCCCUCAGCCCCCUCCUCCCGGGGGUAUGCUCCCAGGGCCAGGGUACUAUGUGAGGGGAGAGGGUGGGGUGAGGGGUGGGGUGCUCUUUGUAUAAAAUAGAAACAUGAUUUUGUACAGAAAUAAACAGGUUUGUGUAGAGA